Messenger RNA from Letharia lupina, 771 nucleotides. RefSeq lists its product as uncharacterized. The record is from RefSeq and is a predicted model, not a curated record. Lineage: Eukaryota; Fungi; Ascomycota; Lecanoromycetes; Lecanorales; Parmeliaceae. The transcript is spliced from 2 exons. Bases 1 to 771 code for a protein of 256 amino acids.
AUGCUUCUCUUCGCUCUAAUUCCCCUCUCAGUCCUCCUUUCCCUCUCGACCUCCACCCUCCUAAUCGACUACUCCGCCCCCUCCCCAAUCUCGGCUCUCGGCGAAUGCCAGCUCGAAGGCAACUUCCACCGCGACUACAUCGCCUGCCCUGGCAACUCUUCCAUCUAUAUCAAAACUGGCACCGAUCCCGACGGUAAACCCGCCCUCCACUACCAUCGAGACCCUAGGUUCCGCCGGGCAGAAGUAAAGGGAGCAGGCGCGUAUGCGGCGAAUAAGCACUACUAUGUGGGGUACGAGUUCAGGCUGGGGAACGUGCAUGAGCACUUGGCCGUCUUUCAGUGGAAGAACGCCUACGACGAAACGGAUUCCUCCACCUACCAAGAUGCACCCUUCUUCCUCGCCUUCAGUGAAGUCCUCCCCACCCGCUUCUCUAUCGGCUACAAUCCUCCCGGUGGAAAGAAUACGUACCUCUGGAGCGACGGCUCCGAUUUCUCGACCAACACCACCCACAAUGUUGCUUUGGCCUGGGACACGAUGUCUGGGGGCAACAGCAAGCUGGAGAUGUGGUUGGAUGGUACAAAGGUGCUGGAGAAAGAUGGGUUGACGCUGUGGACGGGGAAGUGCUACACUAAGUAUGGGAUUUAUGGAGGCGAACAGGGGGAUCAUGAUCCAGAGGGACAUAGCAAUGUGUUCGAUAGCUAUGUUUAUGGGGUGCAGGUUAGUGAUGCGAGUUUGGCCGAGGUCGCGGAGUACAGUGGGUUGGGAAGUUAG